Messenger RNA from Drosophila navojoa, 1292 nucleotides. RefSeq names its product sodium/potassium/calcium exchanger 5. NCBI's taxonomy places the organism in Eukaryota, Metazoa, Arthropoda, Insecta, Diptera, Drosophilidae. Gene Ontology annotation, molecular function: calcium channel activity; calcium, potassium:sodium antiporter activity. The record is from RefSeq and is a predicted model, not a curated record. Gene Ontology annotation, biological process: calcium ion transmembrane transport; intracellular calcium ion homeostasis. Gene Ontology annotation, cellular component: plasma membrane.
ACGAACGACACCCCGAACUGUACGUUGCCAUCGAUAGUUGAGUUCCCCAACGUAAUGCGGAAGAAGUCAGCCGGUUAUACGGUAGCGUGUGUAUUUAUUAGCAUAUACAUUUUUAUCACCUUGGCUAUUCUCUGCGAAACCUAUCUGAUCCCAUCCAUCGAACGUCUAUGCUAUACUCUAAAGAUGACCUAUGAUGUGGCGGGUGCCACAUUCAUGGCAGCUGCUACUUCGGCACCAGAACUCUUUGUUUGCCUUGUGGCCACGCUCAUCGCCAAGGGCGACAUAGGCAUUGGAACCAUUAUCGGCUCUUCCGUCUUCAAUGUUCUUGCCAUUGCGGCCCUGUGUGGCGUAUUUUCGGGUGUGUACACGAAAUUGGAUUGGUGGCCAAUAACUAGAGAUUGCUUCUGGUAUCUAUUGACAAUAUGUAUGCUCUUUGGCGUAUUAUACGAUAGCAGAGUUGAACUCCACGAGGCCAUUAUCUUGUUUUUAAUGUAUUUCGUAUAUUUAAUUGAAUUGAUAUUUGAUCGAAAGAUCCAAAGUAUAUGUCGCAAGGUGGAUGUGGAGAAGGAUACACUAACUGAGAAUCCGAUGACUCGUGAGGAAGAUCCAUUGAAAUCGUUCAAGGAAAUCGUUUGUGGCUUCCCAAAGAAAGAGGAAAAGGCCUAUCACAAGGUCUGGUUUGCCAUCAAAUAUCCAGCUAUACUAUUGCUGGCGGUGACAACGCCCAGUGCGCGAUCGAUCUACGUUUUCUGCUUGUUAAUGGCCAUUGCCUGGAUUAGUGUUUUAUCGUAUCUGGUCACCUGGUCCCUCACCAUCGUUGGCCACAACAUCGGAGUGCCCGACUCGAUCAUGGGUCUCACCGUACUGGCAUUCGGUACCAGUGUACCCGAAGGGGUAUCCUCCUUCAUUGUUGUCCGAAAAGGCUACGGCUCGAUGGCAAUGUGCAAUGCAAUCGGAUCGAACACUUUCGACAUCUUCAUCUGCAUGGGUUUGCCCUGGCUGAUUGCCGUGGCGAUCGAAAAGAAGGAUAUUCACGUCAACUCGGAUGGACUGGCCAUCAACGUUGGCGUUCUGAUCCUGACGGGCGCCAUCGCCUAUUUCAGCUUGCUUGGGACCAAGUUUGUUUUGGGCAAAAUCGUUGGCUGGAUUUGCUUGGUCAGCUAUGUAGCCUUCCUUAUCGUGGCUAUCACUUUGGAGCUGAUCAAAUUGAAGCCAGUCUGUGACAUCGAGUCGGGGUAUUAUUCAUACUAUACUAAGUAGGACUCCAAAUUCUCAAUGUUAUCAAAUAUGUG